GAGCUCCAGUGUGUAACACCAGGCGGAAGUAGCAGCGCUGCUAAUAGCGUUAGCAUCGCUGGCUUCCGUUCGGCUGGGAUCCAGAAUAAACCAUCUCCAGGAGGUCCGCAGACCCAAACUGGAAACCUGAGAGGAACCGGAACCGGAACCGAGCAGACCUCCAGCAGAUUUUAUUCUGUUGACUCAAGAGUUUUCUUAAACUGACAGAGGAAAUCAUUGUGAACCAGAUGGAAGAAGAGAAGGAACCAGAUGUUGCAGAUGUCAAAGAGGAACAUGAAGACCUUCUGGAUAAACAGCCAAGCAAUGAGCGACAUGCUGAAGAUCACCAGAUUAAAGAGGAACUGGACGAAUACUGCACCAGUCAGGAUGAAGUGCAGCUCGUUCUGAAGGAGGAGACAGAACCAUUGCUGAUGAAUCCUGCUUGUGAGCAAAGAGAUGACAGGGAGCCAGAACUAAGCAGGAACCGGACACAGAACUCUGUGGUGGCUGAAAACCAAAAACAGGAUGCAAAGAAAAAGAGAAAAUCAGCCCUGAGUAAAAACCCACAACCGAGGUCAAAGAGGAGAUGUCAGAAACCCAGAGUUCAAAGUGAUGGAGCCGAUGGAUCAAAAAGUAAAAAGCAAAAAAGAUCUCUGACUCACGCAGAACCAAAUGGGUUUUCCUGUAAAGUGUGCAGCAAGAGCUUCAUCCAGAGUAGCCAUUUAAAUAAUCACAUGAGGUCCCAUGCACGUAAGAAACAACAUCCGUGUGAGAUCUGCGGUAAGUUUUUAAACGACAAAGGUAGUUUAACUGUCCACAUGAGAACUCACACAGGUGAAAAGCCUUUCACAUGUCCCACCUGUGGGAAAAGUUUUGGUGCAAGAAGCAGCUUCAUUGCUCAUGUAAGAACUCACACAGGGGAGAAGCCGUUUCCCUGUCCGAGCUGUGAAAAAAGUUUCAUUGUGAAAAGUCAUCUCAUUACUCACAUGAGAAUUCACACAGGUGAGAAACCUUUCCAGUGUCUUACCUGUGGAAAACGUUUUGGAGCUAAAAGUAAUUUAAAUACUCACAUGCGAACCCACACAGGUGAGAAACCAUUUGCAUGUGUGAGCUGUGGAAAAAGCUUCAGUGUAAGGAGUCACCUGAUCACUCACCUGAGAACUCACACUGGGGAGAAGCCAUACUCUUGUCCUUACUGUGGGAGAAAUUUCAGCCUGCGAAGUCAUUUAAAUGUUCACAUGAGCACGCACACAGGUGAGAAGCCUUUUCCAUGUGUGGUGUGUGGUAAAAGUUUUAGAGUAAGAAGUAGUCUGACUAUUCACAUGAGAACGCACACUGAUGAAAAGCUGCACAUUUGUGAAGUGUGUUGUAAGGGUUUCACUCAGAGCAGUCGUUUGGCGUCUCACAUGAGGAUUCACACAGGCGAGAGGCCUUUCCCAUGUUCCACAUGUGGAAAAAGUUUCAGUGCAAAAACUUAUCUGAAUACACACAUGAGGACUCACACAGACGAGAAGUCUUACCUGUGUGUGAUUUGUGGAAAUAGUUUCAGUCGAAAGAGCAAUUUGAACAGACAUAUGAGGACACACACAGGUGAGAAACCCUAUGACUGUGAAGUAUGUGGAAAAUCCUUUGGUUGUAGUGGCAGCUUGACUGUUCAUAUGAGAUCUCACACGGGUGAGAAGCCCUUCCCUUGUGUAACCUGUGGAAAAAGUUUCAGUGUAAGGAGUUAUCUGAUCAUUCACAUGCGAACUCACACAGGUGAGAAGCCGUUCCCGUGCGUAACCUGCCGGAAAAGCUUCCUGCUAAGGAGUCAUUUGACUCGUCACAUGAGAGUUCACACCGGUGAGAAGCCAUUCCCGUGUGCAACCUGUGGAAAAGGUUUCAGUGUAAGAUGUCACAUGAUGGCUCACAUGAGAACGCACAAAGGAGAGAAGGGUCUUUCUGUUUAUGGACGUGAGGUGGUCUCCACCGUGGACAGGUCCCCAGCUGAGACCCUCAGACCUACAGCUGAGGUCUUCACCAACAUGGUGCCACUGGGCUUCAGGAAACCCUCAGGGACCACAUAUGGGCCCCAAGCCUAUUCAAAAAGUAGCAAAACCAACCUAGUCUGCGCAGCAACAAUGUGUUCCGUGGAGCCUCUGAGAGAGUUUAUCAGAGAGAGACUAACUGCUGCUGCGGAGGAAAUCUGCUCCCAGCUGGAAAGAACCAUCGUCCGCUUCGAGGAGGAGAUGGACCGUCAGCGCAGACUGCUGGACCUCACCUGGAGAGCCCGAACCCACCAGAACCCCGCAGGUCCUCCACAUGGUCAUCUCAGGGAGGAGAACUUCCAUAAUGAGCAGCAGCUGCUUAGCCAGGCGGACUGGGAGGAACUGGGACCCCCACAAGCAGAGCCACAACCACCUGAGAUUACAAAGAAGAAGAAGAGGAAGAAGAAACCAGCUCAACCUCCAGAGAUUAAAGAAGAACAUGAAGAACUGUGUAUCAGUCCGGAUGCUGAGCUGCUGGUUCUGAAGCAGGAGACGGAAACGCUGAUGGUGACGGUUGAUUAUGGUGAAACUGAUGACAGUGAACCAGAACCAGCCAGUGACCAACUCCUCCCUCAGAGCUCCCCUAAAGCUGAGAAUCAAGAGUUGGGAUCGAGUCCAUCUGAAGAGCUGGAACCAAGCCGGCCGUCAUCGGUCAGUCGGUCCGACCCGAACACGAGUAAAACUCCCGUCAAAUGUGACUUCUGUGAUAAAGAGUUCAGGUUCCAGUAUGCGCUGCGGAGGCAUCGCAAAAUUCACACGGGAGAGAAACCGUUCUCAUGCAAAACAUGCGGAAAGAGUUUCAUUAGAAAGUUUGCUUUGCUGAGCCACAUGAGGGUCCACACCGGGGAGAAGCCGUACUCAUGCACCAUCUGUGGGAAAUGUUUCCGGUGUAGCAGUGAUCUGUCAAAGCACACCAGCAUCCACUCCAGUGAAAAGCCAUAUUCCUGUGAAACCUGCCUGAAGAGCUUCACUACGAAGCGCAGCCUGAUCCUCCACAGGCGGUGUCACUCUGAGGAGCGGCCCUACUUCUGUCCUACGUGUCACAAAGGUUUCCGGCGAAGCGACAACCUUUCGGUCCACAUGAGAACACACAUGGACGAGAAACUGUUCACAUGCGAGUUUUGUGGCAAAAGUUUUAAUCAAAACGUGCAUCUGGUGAUCCACAGGAGAACCCACACAGGGGAGAGCCCUUACCCCUGCAGCAUGUGUGAGAAAAGGUUUAAAAACCGCUCGGCUCUGAACAGCCACCUCAGAAUGCACACUGAACAUCCGCUUUAGGGCUCCAGACUCCUGCUUCAGAAAAGUAAAACCUCCAUGUUCUGUACAGGAGUUCUGCUGAUUAGCACAAAAUCAGAUUUAGCAGGAAGAUCUUUUUAUCUCUUUGAAUCUUUUUGCUUUCUUUGAGUCGUGUCUGUAAAGAUGGAGAGAAAACGUUUGCAUAAAGGACCUUGUGUGUUCCAGCACAGUCAGUAAGAGGCGCUGUAAGCCAGUCAUUAGACCUUCAGACACACUGAACUCUGAGUUUUUGUUCUCAGCCAGUCAGAAUUGAGGCUGCAGCCUCCUGCUUUACUCCACCUUGAUGUGAAAGUGGACUCAGAAAGCUUCAGGGCGAGGAGGAGGAGGAACUCAGAGGGUGUGGAAAUCCGGAUGUUUUCUGUAGAACACCAGGAAACACAGAACUGUGACAGUGUCUCUCCCCCCCCCACGGUGGUUUUCUGUUGGCGUUCAGAGCCGAAGCAGCAGCAGCUUCCAGGUCUACAGGAACGAGAGAUCAGAGUGAAGCUGGUUGCUUUUCUCACGACUCGGCUGGUUCUCCUGUUGAGCUUCUUUAAACUGCAGAAGAAACGAGUUCCUGAUCAGGAGAACACGAGGAACAGGA
Fundulus heteroclitus (mummichog) is the source of this 3885-nucleotide messenger RNA. Its product is annotated as zinc finger protein 84. The record is from RefSeq and is a predicted model, not a curated record. Gene Ontology annotation, biological process: regulation of transcription by RNA polymerase II. The transcript has 5 exons. NCBI's taxonomy places the organism in Eukaryota, Metazoa, Chordata, Actinopteri, Cyprinodontiformes, Fundulidae. Gene Ontology annotation, molecular function: DNA-binding transcription factor activity; RNA polymerase II cis-regulatory region sequence-specific DNA binding. Bases 228 to 3284 code for a protein of 1018 amino acids.